Molecule: messenger RNA, 630 nt
Organism: Stylonychia lemnae
Lineage: Eukaryota; Ciliophora; Spirotrichea; Sporadotrichida; Oxytrichidae
Source: the annotation of a GenBank genome assembly
AUGAUGGGUCGAAAAUUCUCUAAAAGACUACUUGUCGUUCUGCGAAAACGCAUUGGCUAGGUAAAAUAAAUUCAUGAGAUUAGUUAAGAUCAGCCCAAGUUAAACAUCGAAAAUAUGUAUCUUAGUCACUAUGUUCUUGGGGCUGAUCAUGCAUUGUUCUGGUAUACUUUAACUGAAAUGCAGUUUGUCCUUUAUAACUACUAUUUACCUCUCAGUGAAGAUGAGGGAAUAUUACUCUCAAAAUCAGACAAGGACUGUAUAGUUCAGGAUUGCAAAAACAUAUUGGGAUCUUUCAUCAGAAGGAAAAUGCUCCAAGUGCUAUUUUUAGGCAGGCUUUACAACUUUUCAGGUGUGGUCAUUGGUUUAAUUUACAACUGUAAAAUUUUUCUAGCUUGUUUGGCUUGUAUUCCAUUUAUAAUCCUUGGAAGUAUUAUGAAUGCUAAGUUCCAUGCAGAUACGAGCUCAGAUGCUGACUGUGCCUCAAAAGAAGCUAAUUUACUAACUUCUGCUGUGCUCGCUGUACACUUUUAUGUUGAUUCAGUUAUUAUUCAACAUGAUUAAAAUAGCAUGGAAUUCGACUAAGACAGACAAGAUGAGAUUUUUAUUGCUAUCUUUGCAAAUAUGAAAUGA